Cottoperca gobio is the source of this 2196-nucleotide messenger RNA. RefSeq names its product nociceptin receptor-like. Lineage: Eukaryota; Metazoa; Chordata; Actinopteri; Perciformes; Bovichtidae. Gene Ontology annotation, cellular component: neuron projection; plasma membrane. Gene Ontology annotation, biological process: sensory perception of pain; neuropeptide signaling pathway. The transcript has 4 exons. The record is from RefSeq and is a predicted model, not a curated record. The coding region runs from base 7 to 903 and encodes 298 amino acids. Gene Ontology annotation, molecular function: neuropeptide binding; nociceptin receptor activity.
ACGAAGAUGAAAACAGCCACCAACAUCUACAUCUUUAACCUGGCUCUGGCUGACUCUUUGUUUCUCUUUACUUUACCUUUCCAGGGCACCGACGUGUUCCUGGGCUCCUGGCCGUUUGGGAACGCUCUGUGCAAAGCAGUGGUGUCCAUCGACUACUACAACAUGUUCACCAGCACCUUCACCCUGACAGUGAUGAGUAUGGAUAGGUAUGUGGCCGUCUGCCACCCUGUCAAAGCACUCGACAUGAGGACUCCUCACAAGGCCAAGGUGGUUAAUAUCUGUGUGUGGGUGUUGGCUUCAGCCUUUGGUGUCCCAGCCAUGGUCCUGGGAAAUGUUGAGGAGGAGCAAGAGCAUAACAACAUUGAGUGCGUUGUGGUUUUGCCUGAGCCAAGGAGUCACUGGGAUUCUGUCUUCGGAACCUGCGUUUUCUUCUUCUCCUUCCUCAUCCCUGUGGCUAUCAUCAGCAUCUGCUACAGCCUGAUGGUCAAGCGCCUUCGCAACGUACGCAUCCUGUCCGGCUCCAAGGAAAAGGACCGCAACCUGCGGCGCAUCACCAGGAUGGUCCUGGUGGUGGUGGCCGUAUUCGUCAUCUGUUGGACCCCCAUCCAGAUCAUGGUCCUGGCUCAGUCACUGGGCUUCAACCUGAGCAGCUUGUUCACGUUGGUCCUGAUGCACUUCUGCAUCGCACUGGGCUACGUCAACAGCAGCUUGAAUCCUGUACUCUACGCCUUCCUGGAUGAGAACUUCAAGCGCUGCUUCCGCGAGUUCUGCAACCCGUCACCGUUCCGCCUCGACACCCAGCAGUCGGGCAGGAUGAGGAGCAUUGCUAGGGAGGUGGCGGCGGCCUACAGCUGCAAGGCUGAUGGUUGUGGGCCUGGAGGAGGAACACCUAAUCCAGCAUGACUAGGCGUGGAGCUCCCUUUGGUGGGGGUAGACCCCCAACAGAGAAGAGAGAACCACGGGACAGGGAACUCCAACACAGAGUUGACUCAGAUUACAGCUCUCUAGCGGCACGAGCCCCCCCGCCCCCCAACUAGAAGACUGGCCUGGGGUGGGGGGGAGGGAGAUGAGGAGGAUGGGGUCGAAAGGAAAAGAAUUUAGGAGUAGGGAUGUGGAUGACAAAGGUAGGGUGGGAGGGAAAAGGGAUACAUUACAAGCUUGGGUGGGAUAGGUGGUGGACAUCAGGGUUGGCGAUGGUGCCGGAUAUGGGGGGAGCUCAAAAUAUUAUGGAUCCUGGAACUUGGAAUGAUUACGGCCUCCACUGAAGGGGUAAGACAUUUUGCAAUGUAAGACUUACAUCAAUAAUCCAACUGUCUUUAGGUGGAUUUAAACACAAAAGAGGAAUUAUUUGACAUGUAUUGCAAAUCCAAAAACAACAGCCUCACAAACAGAAACUGCAUCUGCAAACUGAGGUUGGUACCCAGUUGCUGCAUCUCUAGAAAGAUGUCUGACUUUACUUGGGUAUGAGAAGGCAGGGGUUGGGGCUAGACAUUUGGAGAGAGCAUAUACACAGCACAGGACUAAUAGAAGGAGUGCAGAUUCCAAAAUCUCUGAAACCACCGCAACGCAACACUGCGUUGGUGCUUAUAGAAAUAAUAUAACAUUGGACGCACGGUAAGGAUCGCGGACUGAAGACUUGCCAAGAAAGAGUAAAGCUUUCUUGAAAUGUGAAAUAGAUAAUACACACUUUCACUGCUGUUUAUUGUAUCUUUAAAUAACUUUAUUUCAUGAGUGGUGGGCACAAUGCCCUGUGUCCCGCACUGAUCCCAUUAUGGGGUCUUGAUUGUGAUGGUUCUCUAACAAUGGGUAAACAUAAUGGUAAUAUGCUGCUGAGCCCUUAUAAAGACUUACAUGGGCACACAAAGUAUAAUGUGAUGAUGCAGCCGGUAGACAGAAGGUUGGAUGUAAUACUGAAACAAUAGCCGUCUUAAGGAAAAUAACUAUGUGCUACAAGUUUCUCCUGAACAAUAUUUCUUAAACUGUGUCUAUGGAUCACAUGAAUGUUAUUUCUCAUAGGAGGAAUGUUUUUCAGCGGUUAUAUAAGCCUGAGAAACCCUGUCUAACAAGUUUCAUAGAGUUUUUGUGAUUUUUGAACCUGUGGGCAAUUUAGAGGUUGGGACCGGAGACAAACUGGUGAGAUGUUAACCUACAAAAACAGCAAAAAAAAAAUGAACGACCGAUCUGUGUUUGGGACAA